UUCAGUUUUUGCAGCAAUGUACCAGCUGCCUGGACCUCCGUGCUCCUCCUCUUCAUCUUCCUCCUCGUCUCCUCACUGGUCGCCCGGCUGGGACUCUGUAGGAGCGUUUGGGGGGAAGCAAAGCUGAAGAGGACCGGUUGUGAUCCAGGAGGAGAGAAAAACGCCCUGAAAGCUGGAUCUGAAGAGGAAGCACCAAGGCCAUGAUCGACUGGCCUAAUGUGACAGAGUCCAGCAAUGAGGAGCUGGGCCUAAAACCUGAGGAGCUGCGGAGAUCCAAAUGUGUCCUUGGUUUCUUUCCCGUCAUUUACUACAGUGUUCUGCUUUGUGUGGGAGUACCAGUGAACAUCCUCACAGCGGUGGCCUUGUGCCGACUGGCAGCCCGCACCAAGAAAGCUCUCUACUACUACCUCCUAGCAGUGACGGGCUCAGACAUCCUUUCCCAGCUCUUCAUCAUCUUCGUCGGCUUCCUGCUGGAGACGGCUGUGUUCCAUCGCGACGUCCCUACGCUCCUGCUGCACGUGGUCAGUGCCGCAGAGUUUGCCGCCAACCACGCCUCCAUCUGGUCCACCGUGCCCCUGACCGUGGACCGGUACGUGGCGCUGUGCCACCCCCUGCUCCACCGGCAGAUCAGCUACCCGGCACGGGCCAGGAAGAUCAUCGCGGCGGUGCUGGUGCUGUCGCUCGCGUCGGGCGUGCCUUUCUUCUGGUGGUCGGACGUUUGGAGGGACAGCCACCCUCCCACCUCGCUGGACGCCGUUCUCAUAUGGACGCACGUGACCAUCAUUUAUUUCCUGCCCUGCAGCAUCUUCUUGGUGCUGAACUCUUUGAUAAUCCACACGCUGAGGAUCCGGCAGAGACAGCAGCCGUGCCAGGAGGAGCGCGGGCCCCCGCGUCGCCUGGGGAAAACCACGGCCAUGCUGAUGGCCCUCACCUCCAUGUUCUCGGUUCUGUGGGCCCCUCGAACCGUCGUAGUCAUCUACCACCUGUACGUGUCCUCGGUUCACCAGGACUGGCGCGUCCACCUGGCCUACGACCUGUCCAACAUGUUGGCCAUGCUCAACACGGCGGUCAACUUUUUCCUGUACUGCUUCGUCAGCAGGCCUUUCCGCGGCGCCGUGCGGGACAUCAUGCUGCUCCGAGGAGGGCCGCUGCACCCAGGCCGGGCUCUGCCCCAGCAGCAGGCCCCCACCAACGCCUCCAUCUCCUCUCUGUACAGUGGGAACAACAAGCGCUCGCAGCGGGACUCCACUCCUUUGUCACCUCGCCGGAACAGAAAGCCCUCUUGACCCGGUGUUUCCCCCCCCCCCCC
Fundulus heteroclitus (mummichog) is the source of this 1309-nucleotide messenger RNA. It is a transcript of the gene gpr142, whose product is annotated as G protein-coupled receptor 142. NCBI's taxonomy places the organism in Eukaryota, Metazoa, Chordata, Actinopteri, Cyprinodontiformes, Fundulidae. Gene Ontology annotation, cellular component: membrane. Gene Ontology annotation, molecular function: G protein-coupled receptor activity. The coding region runs from base 201 to 1286 and encodes 361 amino acids. The transcript is spliced from 3 exons. Gene Ontology annotation, biological process: G protein-coupled receptor signaling pathway. The record is from RefSeq and is a predicted model, not a curated record.